CACCUUCAUUAACAUACUGUAGUUUGUUACAGCUGACCAAACUGACAACAACAGAAGGGCAAAAGAGGAAAGAUGUUUGUUGGAGAAAUUGUCUACAUUGUUGAAAAACUAAAAACAUUGCUUCAUCAAAAGACAGUGAGAAGAGAGAAAAUCAUUGGGGAGUUGGAAAACAUUGAAGAGAAAUACUCAUUGGAGCUUCCAACUGAUGUGAAGGUUGUUAAUGACUCUGUUCAUGGUCACAUUGAGCUGCACCCCCUGCUGGUGAAGAUCAUAGAUACGCCUCAGUUUCAGAGACUCCGACACAUCAAACAGCUGGGAGCGGGAUACUGGGUCUUUCCUGGGGCUUCACACAACCGCUUUGAACACUCACUUGGUGUGGCACAUUUAGCUGGAUGUCUGGUCAAGAGUCUGCAAGAGAAACAGCCGGAGCUGCAUAUUAACAAUCGAGAUGUUCUUUGUGUCCAAAUUGCUGGUCUGUGCCAUGACUUAGGUCAUGGUCCAUUCUCUCAUUUAUUUGAUAUGAAGUUCAUUCCUGCAGUCCACCCUGGUCUCAAAUGGCAGCAUGAAGAAGCUUCAGUUCAGAUGUUUGAGCACUUGGUGAAAGAGAAUAGACUUCAGCAGGAGAUGGAAGCAUAUGGACUGAAAUUCAAAACUGAUCAAAAAGAAAAUGACCAUUCCUUUAUUGGAGAAUUAAUUGAGGGUGUGGAUACGUCAAAGAAAGAGUGGACAGCAGAGGGCAGGACUGAGGACAAAGCUUUCCUGUAUGAGAUUGUGUCCAAUGAAAGGAACAAAAUUGAUGUGGACAAAUGGGACUAUUUUGCUCGAGACUGUCAUCAUCUUGGCAUUUCAAAGAGCUUUGACCAUCAGCGACUGCUGAAGUUCGCUCGAGUGUGUAGAGUGGAGAUAAAGGGUGAGGCUGAAAAAACGAGGCGAUCCAUCUGCUACAGGGACAAGGAAGCAGAUAAUAUUUUUGACAUGUUUCGCACCAGAUACACUCUGCACCGCCAGGCCUACCAGCACAAGACUGUCAAUAUUAUUGAAACCAUGAUUAAAGAAGCCCUAGUAAAAGCUGAUGGCCAUUUGCAGAUCUCUGAAGCGAUAAAAGAUAUGAAAGAAUACACCAAACUCACAGAUCAUAUUCUUGAGAAAAUAUUGUAUCCUGAGUAUGAUCACAAAAAGAUACUUGAAAAUGCCCAAAGAUAUCUUAACAAUGACAAAACAAAACCAGAUGAAGCCAAAAAAAUACUUGAAACUGCUGCAGAGAAACACAGAAAGGGUGCAGAAAAACUUGCAGAAAAAGCUGCAGAGAAAAUCCAAAAAGAUGUAAAGAAACUUGAAAAAGACAAAAAAACAGAGACAGCACGAGAAAUCCUUCAGGAAGAAGAUCUUCAGCAUGCUAGAGAAAAAGUGAUGAAAAUUCUCAAAAGGGACCUGCCAAAGUUUCUGGGAGAGGCCAGACUGGAGAAAAGAGACACCCAAGAGGUAAAGAGUGACUGGAAAGCAGCAGUGGAGAAAUGGUAUAAGGAAAUAAGACAAGAUCCAAACGCUGAUGAUUUUGUGGUUGAUGUGGUUCAUAUUGAUCACGGCAUGAAGGAUAAAAACCCCAUGGACAGUGUCUAUUUCUACCGCAAGAGGGACCCUGACAAAGCCUUCCUGAAGAAGGAUCAGAUGUUCCUGCCAAAAGAUUUUUAUGAAAAGCUGUUUAGAGUGUACUAUAAAGGCCCAGAAGAAAAGCUCAAGGAAGCUCAGCAGUGCUUUGAAAAGUGGAGCAGAGAAUAUUUUAAACCGAAGAACACAACCCAGUGAGAUCCCACAUCAGGUCAAGGACAGCGAUCUCAUGAGGAGUACUGGUUCAGACACUUCCUCAAUGUGUGGAUGUUUGUUCUUUUUAGAUUAACAAAACAAAUUUUAUCGCCAUGGUCAUAUUAUUAACAUUCAUAGUCUACACUGUAAAACCCAACAAGUUAAGUUAGCUCAAACCAUUUGAGGAAACCGGUUGCCUUAAACCAUUUGUUUAAAAAACAAUAUUUAUGAGUAGCAUGAACAUAUUUGUCCACAAUCAGAGACUGCCUAAAAUCACACCCUAUACAUGUACUAUUCCCUACAUUAGUUUACUAAUAUAAUCCACUUGAGAGAGUGAAUUCAGACACUGAUGAACACCUGCUGUUAACAAUAAGAAUCACUGAAGGAAAGAGAUGAGCAGAAACACAAAGACUGUUUUCCAAUCACAGCCUUAAAGGAUUGAAACAUUAACAUUUUCAAGGGUCAAGAGGUCAACUAAAGCAAACACAGAUCUCCAUCAUGGUAAUGUCAAACAAAACAAACAUCAACAUCUAAACCUCUGUUAAUUCUCAAUAAGAACUUCUGUAGACGUCUGGCAGGAGUUGUUUAAUGUCUUAUCUUCAGUUGAAUUCAUGUAGCAUUUGCUUUUAUCCAAAGUGACUUGCAAAUGAGGAACAUCACGAUUAAAUGAUGACGACUGAUUGACAGCUCUGCUCUAAACCUCUAUUAAUGCUGUGCUCUUAUGAUUGCUACUGAAGUCACACAUGUGUGCAUAUGAGCUUAUUUCUGAAUAAACCUAAUGACAGAUGACAAAACAGAGGACAAAAAGUGGUGCAAUGAAAUAUCAGUGAUGAUCUAAAAUCAUAAAAAAUACCCAAAUCAAUGUAAACAAAGUUGCUAAAAUAAAGUGGAGGAAGACUUUUGAACUAGAGCUGACCUCGGAUAGACUUAAAGUGCUGGUAAUGGGAUGUUUUAGUUCACAAAUAUGGUAGAAUAUUUGGCCAUAAUAGCAGAUUUAUAUUCUAUUUACUUGCUAUUAUUAUUCACACAAUGUGGUGUUGAUGUCAGAUAGACACUAAUUAGUGAUUUACUAUAGAGGAUGGUGAAGGGUUGUGCUAUAACAAUAAAUACAGGUAACUGAUGGAUCAUUUAAUAUUAUAUCACUCCUUUGGUUGUGUGUGUAGAGUAGAGAUCUGGUUAUUAAUCUUGAGAGAGAUUUUGGGGAUUUACACAUUUUUAGGGAUUAAAUUGUUUACAGAGGCUUUCUAGAUCUAUCCUUUGACCUUUAUUCAGUUCAGAUACAUAUUUCUUGUGUUAUUGCUAGGAAAACAAGUUAUUUAUGAAAAAAAAAAAAGGUUUUCAGUUUGUUGUCAUAAACUAAAUAAAUAAAUAACUGUGUUGUGUUUACAGCAAUGGUGGAGCAGUGAUUUAUUAUCUCUUAUCUACUGUAAUAAAUGUGAUCUUUCCUUUA
This is a messenger RNA of Megalobrama amblycephala (Wuchang bream), 3253 nucleotides long. RefSeq names its product deoxynucleoside triphosphate triphosphohydrolase SAMHD1-like. NCBI's taxonomy places the organism in Eukaryota, Metazoa, Chordata, Actinopteri, Cypriniformes, Xenocyprididae. The transcript is spliced from 16 exons. Gene Ontology annotation, molecular function: dGTPase activity. Bases 73 to 1806 code for a protein of 577 amino acids. Gene Ontology annotation, biological process: dGTP catabolic process. Gene Ontology annotation, cellular component: nucleus. The record is from RefSeq and is a predicted model, not a curated record.